UCCAACCCCGUUGCUCACCCAUCACCAGCCGUCAGCGCCAUCGUGCGUCUGAGCAUUAGUGCCACGCCACAGAGCGCAUGCACUCAACGUCCGCUUGAACGUUGCCCCUCACGUUGCCCCUCCGAGCCAGAUCGAAAUGAAGCGCCGCCUCGAGAUCGUCCAUUUUGCCGUCGUCGAUGAUCGAGCAUCGGAAUGUCGAAAUCUGUCCUGAGCGCCAGGCGCACGCGAGUGCAGAAGAUAUGCACCCUUUGGACGCAUGAUGACAACUUCUCGAGAGACGACGUCGUUUUCAGCGGGGACAAAUUCCCAGAGCUUCCAGCAACGCCCGGGUCCUUGAUCCAGGUCGUGGCGUUCAAAUAUGGUACCGCAGUCCGAGACUUUCAAUCUUCCGCAAAAGCCCCGCCGAAGGAUGCCAGCCAAGUUAAAGCCGAUGACUCUACCCGAACCGCAACCCCGGAACCUCACUCUAGGAGGAGUCGCCGAGGAUCCGUGAAGAUUACUCUUGAUGAGAACGGUUCAGUCAUUCAAGAAGGGCGUGAAGUGGACCUCGAAAAGUCAUACGUCUUCGUUGCAAAGCCUUUCCCUGCCGAGCUGAAGGCCAAGUAUCCCCAGUUGCAAGUCUCGAUUGCUGAGAAAAUCGCCAAAGUGUUCGGUCUGCGAAAUCGCAUGCAGGUCGUAGUAACUCUGGCUGAUGAAGAACAACAUUCGGCUUCUCAUGUGGAGGUUACCUUCCGCGAUGAGUAUCUCGCACGAGCCGACAUGUGGCGCAUGUCAGUAGCCGAACUCAGCAAUCGUACGGUCUACCGCGGCCAGAAGCUGCUGUUCAUGGGCACCAUAAAAGCGACAGUGAAGAAUGUAUACAUCAAUGGGCAGUCCACGCAUUCCGGUUAUUUUUCUUCUAUGACUAAGCCCGUCUUCCGCAGCGAGUCUGCGCGCUACGUGCUUUUCAUCCAGAUGUCUAAAGAGAUGUGGGAUUUCGAUGCCGAAGGCGCCGGAGAAAUUAUGUUCAGUAAGGUCGUGAAUGGCUUCCUACCCGAUCUCUUCAAGCGGUGGAUGAAAAUCAGCGCACGACACGUUGUGACCAUUAUCCUGUUCACCCGGGUGCAGUACGAUGAAGGAUCUUCGCUGGAUUAUCCCCACGAGACGACAAGUAGCGGGGACUUCGAUAGCCGGUCGGGCCGCUUUAGGGACUAUUACCGCGUGGUUGUCAGUGACAUGGCGAGCGGCGACUGGAUCAACAUCCUGUACCAGCUGAAGAAGGAAUUCAGGGCUUUUCUUCGGGACGUCUCCUUAGUUCCCAAAUCAGAAAGCCAGCCCUCGAGAACUGAGGACAAAGAUCCGGAGAAGUGUGAACCGGAUCUCGUCAUUGCUGGGAAACCGUCUACCGCAGCCCAGGGCAACAUUUUGGAGGCAAUCAACCUCGCCGCAGCUCAGUUUGCCAAGGACUAUAUCGAUCGCGACUUGGUACGAACAGGAAUCUCGGUUGUCGUCGUUACUGCUGGCACCGGUGUCUUUGAAGUCGACUACAACAUGCUCAAGUUGACCACGGAUACGCUCAUAGGAUCGGGAAUAGGCAUUGAUCUCGUGUGCCUGUCACCGAUGCCGCUGCACUCCGUCCCUCUAUUCAAAUACCGCAGCCCUCGAGUGGUAUCGAGCAUGAAAGGCACGUGCUCCGAUAGCCAGGCAAAGCGCGGUUCUAUGGAAGCUUUCGAUGAGCACGAUGAGAAAACGCCCCGGCAACACCAGCCUAUCUUUGGCUCCGUGGUGCGCGCAUCUCCGGCGCUACCUCCGCCGAUCUUUUUAGAGGGUCCUUUGAUCGCGGCUAAGGACGAAUCAGAGUGGAGGUACGCAAUGCCGCAUUGGGUCGAUGUUUCCUUUUGGUCAGGUCCUUCUGAGGAGAUCAUCGAGCUUCUGAAACCAAAGAAACCAGAGAAGAUCGUCAAGAAGACUCAGAAGAAGGGCGGCACUUUUGCACUCAGGUGCCGCAUGUACGAGCUUCAGAUGAUGGGUGUUAUGGAAAACGAGAUUGGCGACAUAUCGAUCCCGUAUCUGGAAGAGGAUCCGCUCUAUCCCCAACGCCUUCGCGAGGAACUAAUAAUUUCGGCAAGGAAGAUCGUUGACAGAUGUCGAACGAUGGGAAGUAUGGCGACCACAAACGGCUCCUACCCAUCGAAGGACGAGAAGGACAGCACAGACGAGUCACUAGAUCAGAGUAAAACACUCUAUCGAGCUUGGAUGGAGGCUUAUGACGACAGCGUAUUCGCUCCAUUGAUGGAUAUAGGCUCGCGUACCGACAGCCAUCAGCUCGGUCGGCAGGCAUCAAACAUGCAGACACAAAACCAACCACCGGAGCAUCUGGCAAAAGGCUCAUUUUUAUCCUCCUCUUUUCGAAGCGUGGGCCCGUCCUUUGGCAAGACCGCUCGACCGCCGCCCGAGGCAACCUUUCACCAGUUGAUGCGGGAGAGGUCAAAGGAAGUGGAAAACCAGUCUCCGCGGGGAGGCGAUGUCCAAAUGCCCCAAUACACGGGGCCAGGCGUGCCUCGAGCAGAUGUGCUAGCAAGGCAAAUGGCGAUGAAGAAGUCAAACAAUCUCCAGCGGCCGAGUCCGCAUCGGAGAGCUGACUCUGGGGAUUCAAAUGAUCCGCAUCGGUCCGUACAUUCAACCCCGCGCGAUUCACCAGCCGUAAGCAGAGGGAAUACACCACCGAAAGAUAGCAGAUUGCCGCCCCUUCCGACCUCUCUCACUGCAACGCCUGCAAAGGUGGAUAGCAAAAGCCGGCCCGCGGGCUGGUUUCUCAGACAAAUCAGCUUUGGAGGAAAAGGCGGAGUAACCGCCAAGCCGACGAUUGGUGAAGCGACAAUCGAUAUUACUCAAGGCAGGGUGAAACCGGCGAAGCUAACGGUAGAGAACAAUCAACAAGGAGCAAUUGCUGCAAAGCUGGCGAGCACUAGGGUCACCUCAAUUGAGAAGCCGUCACAACCGAUCAAUAUUAGAAGUGCUUGUCGAGCUGGUGCUUCAUCGGCGGACUCCCCUACGUCAGAUCGUGCUGGCCGAUCAGUGGAAACUGUGAAAGGCCCAUCCUCUGUCAAGACCACGAUUCCUUCGCAGUCUGGUUCAGUCGCAAAGGAUCCCGGAUCAACUUUCUUGCUUGCAGGCUCGCGAGCAUUAGGAGAGUCCAUCGGUCCCAAAAUCGAUAUGCUUUCAUCAAGUGGCGGCGGAAAGGAAGUUCGACGGACCCUCUCCCCUACUAGCGCUAUUGCACCUUGGGCGGUGUUAGUGAACCCAUGCAAUCCUAGAAAGAACACGAUCAACGUUGCGAAUCAGUUCCGACGGUGGCAACAUGUCUUCCCAAAGCAACUGAGAACAUCAUCGGUUAAAUGGAAGUCCCUGUGCUCGCCAGCGGCGGUUCCUCUGACGAACGAGUACUUUCCCACCGCCGCACAGCUUGCCACAGAGUAUAACGAGAGCCCGUAUAAGAUCACCCAGAACGACGAUGAAGACAUGGUAGAAGCACCUAAGUCGCGGGAAUCUCUGAUCCGGGAGCUCAUCGCAUUCAGAUUGUCACACGGGUUUCAAAUCAUCGUUGGCUCUUCUGUGGCAGAAUUUUCUGGCUGCCGCGAGCAUGAUCUGUCCAACAUCUUCCACACAGAGUACAUGUCUCAUGAUGGUGACAGCGUAUUCAUGAGCGUGGGUAGUACCAUCCAUCAACUCGUCUGCGUCGCGGGAGGCGAGGUGGAAGUGAAGCGGUACAGUCGGAAGCCUAUGACAGCAUUGCAGUGGUCAGCCGGGAUUGACACGCCAUUCCCCUAUAAGCCCUACAUUCGGACGGCUUUAGAGAAAAGUUAUUCAUCACGAGAUGUUAUCCUUCGACCACUGCGGAAAGAGUACAACUGGAACUUCAUCGACACAUUCCUGGCUGGCUAUCAUGAUGAGUUCUCGGAAAUUCUACGCUUUUGGAGGGCACGGUUCGUCCUUAUUCCAGUGGAUAUACCGACAGUCAACCGUCGGCCCUUGCCCAUGUUGACCGAAGAUUCCGAAGAGGAGAUCCGGCUGGAGGGUAUCAGGAAGCUAACGCAGAUAUGGCAGAAGUACUGUUACAUUCCGCCAGAGGAGCGCCACUUCCAGGCUACCACAAGCAAGAAGCAGAAAGAUCCUAAUCCUCUCGCCAUUGAGUAUCAUACGCGCGAUCCCUCUGCCAUUGUGGCUGCCGGUACGGAUAGUGCUUUACUUAACGACACGGAAAGCGAGUUUCAGACCUCGCUAUUCUCCGAAACAGAGCAAUACAAUACAUCCAACAUCGACAUCAAGAAGCUUGCCGAAGACUUACAAGGCGAGAAGGGAAUCCCGAUGCUAGACCGACGAUGGCAUUGGCGACUGCACUACAACUGUUUCAUUGGCUUUGACUUGACUAGCUGGCUACUUUCGAACUUCAAGGACAUCGAGACACGUGAUGAGGCGGUCGACCUUGGGAACCAGCUCAUGAACAAGGGCCUUUUCCAACACGUUCAGAAGCGCCACGCAUUCCGCGACGGGAACUUCUUCUAUCAGAUCGCUGCUGAGUACAGGGCACCCCGACCAGAGUCUCGCACGGGCUGGUUUGGCAUGCGAAGAACUGACCGUUCCGUGCCCUCAACACCCCUAUCAGAAGGACCGCGAACGUCGCCUCUUGCCUCACGGGGUAGCAGAUCUCGCCCUAGCACCAGCGACUCAUCGAGUACAUCCGGCUCCGAGAAAGAUGGGGAGAAGACACCCACGCGCGCAGGGACACCCAAGCGGAAGGUUUUGCUGUCUCGGGUGAUGCGCUACGACGUCGACCCUCGCAAGCGCUCCUACCGCCCAGAAAUCAUCUCGCUGCACUAUGAUCGCUUGCAUAACCCGGAUAACUGCUACCACAUUCGCAUCGACUGGAUGAAUGUCACCGCUAAGUUGAUUGAAGACGCAAUCGUCUCCUGGGCCACCAACGUGGAGAAGUACGGGUUGAAGCUCGUCGAAGUACCCAUUGCUGAAGCAUCCAACAUCAUCGAUCACCAUCCUUUCCGCUCACCCUACAUUAUCAAACUCGCUGUUCAGCCUCCGCAGGCUCAACCCGAGGCCGUCUGGGACGCCUCGCAUUUCUCCCCUCAAUUCGCCAAAACCGACAAAUUCGCCUACCACAAGGCCUUACUCCGAAAGCUAAACUUCAUCCUGGACAUGGAAUCCGCCGCCUCCUUCCCCGCCGACGUCGAAGUGACGUACUCCUGGGGCAGUCCAGACUACAAAUACACGCAGUUCAUCCACCGCUCCGGCACGCUGCUCGCCCAAAUCACCUCCGAAGGCAACUUCCUCCUCCUCGCGAACCGCCUCGCGCAUAAUCGCGCAAAGGACACGACACGCUUCCGUCCCACAGAUCCCUACGACCACAAACGCCCCACAACAGACAAGCAGCCCACCACGCCCGCCGUCGAGCGCGCAAAUCCACACCGCUCGCCUUUCUCUUCCCCGCUCGCCCGCCCCGUCCAAGACUCCUCCCUCCUGCACUCUGCGCUCAGCGAUAAGCCUUCCACCGCUGUCACACCCACUCCAACACCAGGCCCCCUUACGUCGCAGCAACUCGGCCCCACCGACGGCAAAACCCCCGAAGCCAUAAAAGACGAACUCGAAGCCUUCUGCUCCUCCGCCUCGCUCCUGUCGGCCUUCUACGCCGAAGCCUUCAAGCAAACGCCCUCGCCCUCGCCGCGCAUAACACCCGUGCUGGACAGCAAUAUCCCUAGUUUGGGCCUGCCGCCCGCGAUUAGCAUCCAGGGGGCGAGUCCGGGGAGCAGUGGUGGUUGGAGCUUAAGCGGCGGGUUAAUGGGGAGUGGAAUUGCGGGAAGGAGGCAGGGGAGUGAGGGCAGUGGGAGUGGGAGUCAGGGUAGUGGGGGAAGGAGGGGGAGUGUUGUUCCUGGGGAAGUAGUAGGGGUGCCUAAGAGGCAGGAUAGUACGGGGAGUGCGGGGACGGGGAGUUGAUGUUGAGUUGGAAUUGGUGGGGGAAUGGUUGAAAUAUCAUGGCGUUUCAGGCAUUGAGAUUUCUUCAACUGUCUAGAUUGCUUGCUUGGUACACGUUGACUCCCCGAUUAGUUAGUUUAGUUACUUUCUAUUAAUGUAAGGUAGGAUCUCCACGCGCGAAGCGGAGAUAUACUUUAAUUUGAUUCAGUUCAAUUGC
This is a messenger RNA of Trematosphaeria pertusa, 6181 nucleotides long. RefSeq lists its product as uncharacterized. NCBI's taxonomy places the organism in Eukaryota, Fungi, Ascomycota, Dothideomycetes, Pleosporales, Trematosphaeriaceae. The record is from RefSeq and is a predicted model, not a curated record. Gene Ontology annotation, biological process: negative regulation of TORC1 signaling; positive regulation of autophagy; intracellular signal transduction. Gene Ontology annotation, molecular function: GTPase activator activity. The transcript is spliced from 2 exons. The coding region runs from base 193 to 5985 and encodes 1930 amino acids. Gene Ontology annotation, cellular component: GATOR1 complex.